GCAAGUUUGCGCUGCGCCAAGCGGAGCGCGGGGCCCGGUGCCCCCUCGCCAAGCUGCCCGCCGGAGGGGCGCAGCCGCGGCCCAUGGAGCCCGCCGGCCCGGACCCCGGCCGCCUCGGGCCGCUGCUCUGUCUGCUUCUCGUCGCGUCCUGCGCCCGGACAGGAGUGGUGGGUCAGGAGCAGCUGCAGGUGAACCAGCCUGACAAGUCAGUGUCGGUGGCAGCUGGACAGACGGCCACUCUGCGCUGCCUCCUGAACUCCCUGCUCCCUGUGGGCACUGUCAAAUGGUUCCGGGAGACAGCCAAGGACCGGGAGGAGAUCUACAAUUUCCGAGGAGGCAACUUCCCCCGAGUGACAGCUGCUUCAGAUGCCACCAAAAGAGACAACAUGGACUUUUCCAUCCACAUCCACAACAUCACCCCGGCCGACACUGGGACCUACUACUGUGUGAAGUUCCGGAAAGGGGAACCAGAUGAGAAGUUCAAGUCUGGAGCAGGAACCCAGGUCACCGUGAGUGCCAGACCUUCUCCCCCUGAGGUUUCGGGCCCCACGGAGAGGGCCCCACCUGGGCAAACCGUGAGCUUCACCUGCAAGUCCCAUGGCUUCUCCCCCAGAAACAUCAGCCUGCGAUGGUUCAAAAACAGGAACAUGCUCUCGGCCUCCCAGACCCGCGUGGACCCCGAGGGGGACAGUGUCUCCUACAGCGUUUCCAGCAUGGUCAGGGUGCCGCUGGCCCCUGGGGACGUGCACUCCAAGGUCAUCUGUGAGGUCACCCACAUUACCCUGGAUGGGGGCACUCCUCUUCGUGGGACGGCCAACUUGUCUGAGACCAUCCGAGUUCCACCCACCCUGGAGGUCUCCCAGUUCCCUGCGGUGGGGAACCAGGUGAACAUCACCUGCCAAGUGAUGAAGUUCUACCCCCGGAACCUACAACUGACCUGGCUGGAGAACGGAAAUGUGUCCCGAAUCGAAACCACCUCCCUCCUCCUAGAGAACAAGGACGGGACCUUUAAUCGGACCAGCUGGCUCCUGGUGAACUCUUCUGCCCACCGGGAAAAUGUGGCGUUUACCUGCCAGGUGGAGCAUGAUGGGCAGCCAGCACUCAACAAAUCCCACAUCCUGGAGGUGUCUGCACCCCAGAAGGACCAGGGCUCAGAUAACACCGCUGCCUCGAAUAACAACUGGUACGGUAUCUCCAUUGCGGUGGGUGUGGUGUGUGCCCUGCUGGUGGCCCUGCUCAUCGCUGCCCUCUACUUCCUUCGAGUUCGACAGAAGAAAGCCAAAGGCUCUACUUCUUCUACCAGGUUGCAUGAGCCCGAGAAGAAUGCCAGAGAAAUAACCCAGAUCCAGGAAACCAACGACAUCAACAACGACAUCACCUACGCCGACCUAAACCUGCCCAAGGGGAAGAAGCCAGCCCCACGGGCCGCUGAACCCAACAACCACACAGAGUACGCCAGCAUCCAGACUGGCCCACCGUCUGGGGGACCCGAUGACACACUCACCUAUGCCGACCUGGAUAUGGUCCACCUCAACCGAGGCUCCAAGCAGCCUGCGCCCAAGCCUGAGCCGUCCUACUCGGAGUAUGCUAGUGUCCAGGUGCAGAGGAAGUGAAGGACGCUGUGGUCACCUCUGGGCUCUGUCCUUGCAUGGGCAGCCAGGAUAAGGACUGCCCUCCCGAGCCUCAGGGGGGCACAGGCCCUGGAACGCAAAGGGUCAGGGUGGCUCUUGUCUCUCUCCACUCACCCACCCAGCCACCUGGCAUUUCCAGGGCAGCCUUGCCUCACACCCCCCAGCAUUGCCAUCUCACAGGGGCUGGUGUUGCCAAACCAGCCAAAGACCUGAGCUGGGAGGUGGCCAGAUCCAUGGGGGUGGGGGUGGGAAUGGGGGAACAGAAUAAUCUCGUGCUUCUGCUCCACCGUGGAUCUUGGUCACAGACGGAGGGAUCAGGCCUCCUUCUGCUGCACAGUGUGAUCUUCCAGGACUAGGAGGGGGAAUUUCCAACCACUCCCCCACAACCUCUACCACCAUCACCACCGCUACCGCACAAAUGUGUCUCUGGGGGAAGCAUUUUCCCUUUGCAUUAAACUGCCCCCUCCUUGGGACAGCUGGAGAAGGAGCCCAGAGGACUUGCAUCCUAAGACUUGGUGACAGGCAUUGCUGUCCGUGUCAUAGGACUGAGGAGUCACAUGUCUCCAGAGGAGGAAUCCAGUCCCAGCACCACCACUACUACAGACCCUCCUCCUCCUUUUGUCGGCCCCUCUAAGACUCCUGGAGGACCCGUCAUCCCAACUGUGACACGGCUUCGCCCCGGCUCCUCAAGUUCCCCAGCUUGCUUCCUCCGGCUAGCACUAACUCAGCGCCAUCCUGCUGUGGACGCCGCCUGUAAAUUAUUGACAAAUGUGAGACGUGCAAUCUUGAAACUGAGGUGUUAGAAAUUUUUGAUCUGUGGUGUUUCGUUUUCGAAGUUUGUUUUUUUUUUUUCUUUCCUUCUUUGGUUGGUUUUUUUAAUUUUCUUUCUUUCCUUUUCUUUUUUUAAAACAACAGCAAUGUUCUCUUGACUCUUUGUCAUGUGUUGAAGUACAUGGUUGGGUCUUGUGCAGUCUAAGGUUUUAACGGUUGGUUGCCGUGGAGGGAUUUUUUUUUUUUUACAGCAAAAACUGGACUCCUCCAAAUCCCUGAGGAGGGGGGGAGGAAGGCUCCAAGGGGACCUUAGUGCUUCGCUCCAGGACUCUGUUAGCCACAUUCACAGCCAAGCCUUGUGGCUAUUCCUGCUGCCUUCUGUGGUACUUUCGCCACCUGCCCCCCACUUUCCCUGAGCUGCUGCUUCUGCACAGCCGUCGUGUCUCAUCUCAGAAGAGGGUAGUCAGGUUCUUCCCCUUCACUGUCUCUCAGCACUUUAGGGCCAAACAGGGUUUGGAAGUGCUGCCCAGCUCUUCCCCACUCUUCAGUGACCCAUUCUUCAUUGACCUUCCCCCUGUACUUGGGCUCCUAGCUGGCCAACUCCCCACUUUCGCCCCACAGGAGCCAUUUCCUGUGCUCCGUUUAAACCCUAUUAGAAUCAAAUCUAAAUCUAUCUUAAAUAGCUAGGAGCACUGGACAACUGGGAAACCCCAACUGGUUCUGCUCUGGCCCUUGACCUCAGGAGGUCUGGCAUUGGCUGGAGUCCAUGACCCUUAGGAAUCCCCCCUUCCAGUUUAUGGGGAGGGCUGCCUGGAUCCCAAGGCAAGCCCAUGUGGCAUGCACGCCCCAUUUCAUUCAGUCUUCAUGUGUCAUCAGCUCCUAGAUUGAAGCACUAAUCUCCACUGACCCCUGAGUCUGGCAUUGGCCUCCUAGGUACCCCAGGCUUGGAACCAGAAACCCUCAGCCUUUCCUACCAGCUCUGUAGGUGAGCUUGGGAAGCUCAGUGUACACACACUCGCACCCCACCCACCCACACACACACACACACAGUUUGGGGGGGGCAGUAAUUUGGUGUUUGAUGUGAUGCCAUACAGGAAUGGUCCGUGCCAACAGGCCAUGUGGUCAGCUCUGGCAUCAUGAGUCAGGCUUUCUCCAUGGCAUCUGGGAUCACAGGGCCUCAGCCACCUGGCCUGGGCUAUUUCCAAAUUCCAAAAGGUUGACUCUUAUGGGCCUGUAGCGCCUCUCCUUUGCCAGGGGGAGCCCAAAGCAGUGCACCCGCUUCUUGCAUAUGCACAUGUGGACAUGCACCAGGAUUGUCAACAAGUGUUUUCUUGAUUGGGGAAGGGGAGUAAGUAAUUGAGGACAAGGAAAUGGUGUUGCUUCCCUCCAGCCUGGCAGCCUGGAGAUUCCCAUCCCUUGUAUAUGGAAGCCCAGGAAAAGGAAGAGGUUGAGUCAACAGUGCAGAAGAAGCGUGGUUGCGGGAGUUUAUUUUAAGACUGCUGGCAAGGAAACAGGUCCUGAUUUUGUAUAUAGUUGCAACUUAAACUUUUUGGCUUGCAAAAUAUUUUUGUAAUAAAGAUUUCUGGGUAACAACAACC
Messenger RNA from Suncus etruscus (white-toothed pygmy shrew), 4000 nucleotides. Its product is annotated as tyrosine-protein phosphatase non-receptor type substrate 1-like. Bases 84 to 1613 code for a protein of 509 amino acids. The transcript has 9 exons. The record is from RefSeq and is a predicted model, not a curated record. Gene Ontology annotation, cellular component: plasma membrane. NCBI's taxonomy places the organism in Eukaryota, Metazoa, Chordata, Mammalia, Eulipotyphla, Soricidae. Gene Ontology annotation, biological process: positive regulation of T cell activation; positive regulation of phagocytosis.